Molecule: messenger RNA, 3240 nt
Organism: Beta vulgaris subsp. vulgaris (sugar beet)
Lineage: Eukaryota; Viridiplantae; Streptophyta; Magnoliopsida; Caryophyllales; Amaranthaceae
Product: isoamylase 2, chloroplastic
Exons: 2
Coding region: 428-3019 (863 amino acids)
Biological process (GO): starch biosynthetic process
Molecular function (GO): isoamylase activity
Source: RefSeq, a predicted model, not a curated record
UAUGAUUUAUGCAUUUCUCUAGUGUAUGUGGAAAACAAAUAAUGUUUCUAGGAAGGCGUGCACAGAUCACAAUGACUCUCCCUCCAAAGUCCAAAAUCCAACGCAAGGAGCUACUGAACAAUCCAUCAAGUAUCAACGGUAGACGCAAAAGAGCACAAGUAAUCAGCAGCAACAUUUAGAAGUAGCCCAGCAAAGGCAGCAGCACCAGUUUAUUCUGUUAGUAUUCAUCUUUCUCUCACUUAUCUUUGUUUAUUGGUUAAGGUUUAUUUGACAGCUUCCCAAAAUUGUCAAAAUUCAUACCAUUUGUGAUUGAGAUUUCAACUCUUUAGAGAGUUGGGUUUGGGUGUAUCACUUAAGACUCAAAGCUCAAGGUUAAACUAUUGUGUCCUGUUGAAGAACUCUGGAACAUCUCCAUUUGUAGCAAUCAAUGGCAACACUGUUAGCAUCUGUUCCGAUAGGAUGUGCCCAAACAAUCAAUAGUAGUGUAGAAUCAUCAAGAAAAUUUGCUUCUACUUGCAUUUCAUAUAAUAGAAGGAGUCUGAGACCUGAGGGAAAAAGUGUUAAGCAAAAUGAAAUUCAAUUUGGAGAAAGCUGUGGUCGUCUCAAAAGAUAUCCUGCAGGAAAACUAGUUCUCCAAGCAGGAGCUUCAUCUAGCAUCUCGGUUGACAAGGCUGAGCAGGGAUUGUCAAAAUACCUAUAUAGGACUGAGAGUGGUGGUCAGGUGAAGGUAGCUGUAGGGAAGAGAAGUUUAAGAUAUUCAGUGCAUAUAGAGUUUUUGCCUUCUGAAUUAAAUGGCAACCUAGCAGAGAAGCUGAUACUAAGUUGGGGUAUAUAUAGAUCUGACUCUUCAUCCUUUAUGGCUCUUGAAUACCGAACAUCAGAUCCGGAUACCCAGAAGGGAAUAUCUCAAAUACCUUUGAGGAGGAACUCUUUUGGCACCUACGUAGUUGAAAUGGAUUUUGAAUCAUAUUUAGCCCCAUUCUAUCUCUCAUUUGUGUUGAAGUAUCCAAAUGGUGCUGAUUCCAAAAGUGUAGAGAUAAAGAGUAAUCGACAAAGCAAUUUCUGCGUCCCUGUUGGCUUUGCUCCUGGGUAUCCAGCUCCACUGGGUCUUUCUUUCUCCAGUGAUGGUAAGAUAAAUUUUGCUCUUUUCUCCAGAAAUGCAAAAAGUAUUUUCCUGUGUUUGUUUGAUGAUAAUGCAUCAGAGAAACCUGCUUUAGAGAUUGAACUAGAUUCAUAUGUGAACCGAACUGGUGAUAUUUGGCAUGCAUCCUUUGAUAGUGCUGGACCUUUUGUGAGCUACGGCUACCGAUGCGAAGGAGCUGUAAUUAACGGAAGUAGUAACAGAAUUAUUUUAGAUCCUUACGCCAAACUAAUUAGGAAACAGAUGCCUGGUCUGCCUGAUCUUGGAGAAUUACGUGAUAUACCUGCUUUUGAUUGGAGUGGGGAUUCCCGUCCUGGGUUAAGCAUGGAGAAAUUAGUUCUCUAUCGACUAAAUACGAUGCAUUUUACUAGGGAUAAGUCCAGUAAACUACCUGCUGAAUUUUCUGGGAACUUUUCUGGUGUUACUGAAAAAAUUCAGCAUUUCAGAAAUCUCGGUAUCAAUGGCAUAUUACUGGAGCCAGUCUUUCCAAGCAAUGAGAAAAAGAGUCCCUAUUUUCCCUUUCAUUAUUUUUCACCAAUGCAGGUAUAUGGACCUGAUGACGAUUCUGUAUCUGCUAUUAAGUCGAUGAAAGAGAUGGUAAAGAAAAUGCAUGCUAAUGGAAUAGAGGUUUACUUGGAAGUUGUUUUCACUCAUACCACUGAAGAUGGAAUUCUCCAAGAUAUUGAUCCUUUAUCCUAUUUUUAUGCUGACAAGGAUGGUGAAUUGAGGGCCAGGUGUGCUUUGAACUGUAACUAUCCAAUCGUGCAGCAGAUGAUUGUUGAUAGUCUCCGAUAUUGGGUGACAGAGUUCCGUAUAGAUGGAUUUUGCUUCUUAAAUGCUUCAUAUCUCUUAAAAGGCUCUUAUGGAGAGAGCUUGUCUCGUCCGCCUUUGAUCGAAACUAUUGCUUUUGAUCCUAUACUUUCAAAAACAAAGAUAAUUGCAGAUUUUUGGGAUCCUUAUGACCUAAAAUCCAAAGGAACCUGCUUUCCUCAUUGGAAGAGGUGGGCUGAGAUAAAUUCGAAAUUUUGUAUUGAUGUGAGAAAUUUUCUGAGGGGUGAGGGACUUAUAAGUAGUCUUGCAACACGACUUUGUGGAAGUGGGGACAUUUUUUCUGCUGCAAGAGGUCCAUCAUUUUCCUUUAAUUAUGUUGCUGGGAACUUUGGUCUUCCACUAGUUGAUUUGGUUAGCUUCAGCAGCAGUGAUCUUGCUUCUGAAUUAAGUUGGAAUUGUGGGGAAGAAGGUCCUACAGAUAAGAAAGUUGUUCUUGAAACGCGUCUUAAACAAAUUCGUAAUUUUCUCUUUAUAUUAUUUGUUUCACUUGGUAUUCCUGUAUUAAAUAUGGGAGAUGAGUGUGGUCAAUCAUCUGGAGGAUCCCCUUCAUAUAAUGAUAGAAAAGCUUUCAAUUGGAGUGCUGUCAAUACUGCAUUUGGUAUCCAGAUAACACAGUUCAUCUCAUUUCUGAUCUCUCUAAGAGAGAGGCGUGGUGAUCUUCUGCAAAAGAGGAAGUUCUUAGAAGAAGAAAAAAUUGGCUGGUACCACAGUGACUUAUCUCCACCACGAUGGAAUGAUCCAUCAGCUAAAUUCUUGGCUAUGGAGCUCAAGGCUGAAAACAAAGGCAUCCAAAGUAGCUCAGAGUAUCUUCCUGUGAGCGGUGACUUGUAUGUCGCCUUCAAUGCUGGGGAACAGUCUGAAAGUUUGAUCUUACCAUCACCUCCGGAGGGGAUGGCAUGGGUACGAUUAGUUGACACUGCUCUUGCAUUUCCUGGUUUUUUCUCGUCGGAUGGCAUUCCUCUUCCUGAGCAGAUGCCUGGAUUAAUAGCAUAUGAAAUAAAAUCAUACAGUUCAGUGCUUUUCGAAGCAAAAGUCCAGCAUGCUUAACUUUAAUUGUUCUGCAUUGUAAAUUAGUUUUUUUUUAUCAAUAGUAAAUGUACAUAUAAUAGUGGUAUCUGAAUGGUCCAGAAUAUGACAAAAAAUUUCAUCUGUGGACUGUUGGGGACGGGGUUACUUCAUCAAAUUAUCCUGAUUUUCUUGUGGGUGACUUAUGUUAUGUCAUAUUUUGAGAUGGAGGAAUAAUGAGAAAAGUCUUCAAGGUAUGGUCA